This is a messenger RNA of Acanthochromis polyacanthus (spiny chromis), 558 nucleotides long. RefSeq names its product retinol-binding protein 2-like. The record is from RefSeq and is a predicted model, not a curated record. Gene Ontology annotation, molecular function: fatty acid binding. Bases 46 to 453 code for a protein of 135 amino acids. Gene Ontology annotation, biological process: fatty acid transport. The transcript has 4 exons. Gene Ontology annotation, cellular component: cytosol; nucleus. NCBI's taxonomy places the organism in Eukaryota, Metazoa, Chordata, Actinopteri, Pomacentridae.
CCAGACCUCAAAGCAAACUCUUGCCUCCACUGACACCAGUUCAAAAUGCCUGCAGACUACAAUGGACGCUGGGAGAUGGUCAGCAACGAGAACUUCGAGGAAGUCAUGAAGGCCAUCGACAUCGACUUCGCCACCAGAAAGAUAGCCGCCCACCUGCAUCAGACCAAAGUGAUCGUGCAGAACGGAGACAAGUUCGAGACUCAGACCCUGAGCACCUUCAGAAACUACAAUGUCGACUUCACCGUCGGGGUGGAGUUCGAGGAGUACACGAAGGGCCUGGACAACCGAAAGGUCCAGACACUGGUUACCUGGGAUGGAGACAAGCUGGUGUGUGUGCAGAAGGGGGAGAAAGAAAACCGUGGCUGGAAACAGUGGAUCGAGGGAGACAUGCUCCACCUGGAAAUCCACGUCCUCGAUAAACUCUGCAAACAAGUGUUUAAGAAGGCUAAAUAAGAAGGGAACCCACUUCAUCUGCUCAAAAGUCUCUGUUGUGGGUUCAGUGCUGCUGUCUAUUUAUGGUGUAAUUGUGGAGAGCUGUAAUAAAUUAAUUUAAUACCA